Anopheles bellator is the source of this 1727-nucleotide messenger RNA. RefSeq lists its product as uncharacterized. Lineage: Eukaryota; Metazoa; Arthropoda; Insecta; Diptera; Culicidae. The record is from RefSeq and is a predicted model, not a curated record. The transcript has 5 exons. Gene Ontology annotation, molecular function: protein binding. The coding region runs from base 51 to 800 and encodes 249 amino acids.
AAUUGUGUGGUGCGAACUGGUGUUUUCUAGUUCAUUUACGAGGAAUCACCAUGAUGCUUUCGGAUUUACCGGAUGAAGUUUUAUGCUGCUUAUUCGACUGUCUCGAUGUGGCCGACAUGAGAAGAGCUGCUCUUGUCUGUCGACGGUGGUCUGAGCUGGUGUUUUCCGGUCGCCGCAUGGAUCGAGUGUUGCUGCGACCCAAGCCUGAUGAAUGCUCUGUUUUAAUGAGAAGUGAACGAAACUAUCGCCACAUUUACUUAAAAUUUAUCGACUGCACUGCACCGGUUUUUGCCGAAGGAAUGCCAGAAAAGAUAUUGCAAAAGUUCGGCUUAUCGAUUACUAGUUUGCGAAUCGAGUCAGGUAGGAGAGCAACCAGAGCCAUGCUUCGAAAAUUACUGUUAGAAGUUCCGAAUCUGCAAGAAUUGAGCAUCGACAUGGACUUGCCGUAUAGCGACACCGAAACAACUGAAUCGUUUCCAGUUCUAUCGAAAUUGAAAUAUCUAAAUCUACACCCUGUAGAAAAUAUGCCACUGUUCAGAGAUACCCUUAAUUUGCCUACCAACUCCCCACGCUUAGAACAUCUGAACUUGAAUAACGAAGGCGCAGCGUUUUCUAACGUUUUAGAGUAUUUCAGCCCUCAGCUGAAAGUGGUAACAGUGUACAAUGCAACCGAACAGUUGUUUCUACUGAACUUCCCUCAGCUCAGGGAGUUGAAUUUGGCCGUCAAUAUAAGGACGACUCCUCUGUUAAGUUUAGAUUUUUUUUCGAAGGCACUCCUCCAUUCAAAAGCUCGCGAUUAACGGCGAGAUCCCGAGAGACUUGGUCCAAAUCAUCACGAACCAUUGUCGCAAUAUUACGUAUUUGGGGCUUCAUACAUCACACCUUCAACAAGGAGAUUUCCAGUGCUUGCAACAGCUAACCAAGCUCAGCCAUCUUGAAAUCUUCGGCAAAACGGGAUAUUCGGGCGGCGAUUUUUUUUACGGAUGUGGAGCGAUUUCUUCACUCGAAAAGAUCUCGAUCGAGUACCUCCAAAACUUCGAUCAUUUGAAUUUAUUGACCCUCAAACAGGUUGCGCCACAACUGAAAUGUUUGCGACUCUGCUCAUCAUCUCUCGACGACUAUAAGGCGGUUAAGGCCUUCGAUGUGAUCUGCGAAUGUUGUUCACACAUCGAUUCAAUUAUACUAGAAAAUUGUAGUUUGAAUCAUGAAUUGAAGUUGUUGGAAAAGCUUCCACUCCUACGGGACCUGCAAUUAUACGACACGUUUAUUGGUCAUCAAGUACACCUACCCAACGUUCGAUUCUUGAAAUUAGCAUGCCGUAACGAGCGAAUGAAUCUAACGAUGCAAUGCUGGAGUGUUUAUCGUAGGCUUUUAGAUGUACCGAAAGAGUUCCCUAUGCUGGAAAGGCUAAUCAUCAAAUGCUGUCCGACAAAUGUGGAAAUGGUUGCAUCGCUCCAGGCCAUGAAUCCAUCAUGUAAAAUCGACCUAUAUGAAACACCAUGGCAUGUGGAAAAUUUUAAAUUUUAAAUUUCAAUACUGAUUCGUGUGCUAAAUUUGAAAACAGGCUUUCCAGAAACCAAAAAAAAAAUGUUUCGCUGUACUCUUUGGACAAAACACGAGUAUCGUUCCUCAGCCUGUCGUCGGGCCUCGGUUUGUUCCAAGCCUGUAUUCUGCUAUUGUCCAUCAUUUAUGUCUUUACAAUCAGAACUAGUUUUUAGGAAUCAAAA